Caenorhabditis remanei is the source of this 411-nucleotide messenger RNA. RefSeq lists its product as uncharacterized. NCBI's taxonomy places the organism in Eukaryota, Metazoa, Nematoda, Chromadorea, Rhabditida, Rhabditidae. The transcript has 2 exons. The record is from RefSeq and is a predicted model, not a curated record. The coding region runs from base 1 to 411 and encodes 136 amino acids.
AUGAAGACAAGUUGGUUGCUCCUUGGAUACUUAUUCAUUGUUUACUCAACUCUCAUUUGGUCUUCGCCAAUUCGAAAACGAGAAGAUGUCAUAGAAACUUCGAGUGAUGUGACUGUGUCAGCUUUCGAGAAGCCGAUAUUCAAGGAGACUUCAUCUAAAUUUCUAGUAAAGUCGUCGGUUUCUGAGCACUCGUCUACCAGAAAAACCACUCAAGAAUCUACAACUCCCACACCAUCAAAACGAUCAAACAGUAAAUCUAAAAAUAAGAAAAAGAAGAAAGUGCUUCCGGAUUAUGGAGAGACGUUCGAUUGGAAAAAUUUUAAUGAGAAUGCUACUAAAACCAACGGUUCCAGUGGGAUGCUUGUUAUGGGAAGUUUGCUCAGCCUCGUCUUCUUUUAUUAUUUUUCCUGA